This is a messenger RNA of Oryzias melastigma (Indian medaka), 1726 nucleotides long. Its product is annotated as protein boule-like. Lineage: Eukaryota; Metazoa; Chordata; Actinopteri; Beloniformes; Adrianichthyidae. Gene Ontology annotation, molecular function: RNA binding. The transcript is spliced from 11 exons. The record is from RefSeq and is a predicted model, not a curated record. The coding region runs from base 282 to 1172 and encodes 296 amino acids.
GUUCAGUCCGUUUUAAUGUUGCGUUCAGGUUCAGUCCGUUUUACAGUUGAAUUCAGGUUCAGUCCGUUUUAAUGUUGCGUUCAGGUUCAGUGAGUUUUGAUGUUGCGUUCAUGUUCAGGAAGUUUUGAUGUUGCGUUCAUGUUCAGUCCGUUUGACCGUCACGGUCUACAGGCAGUUUAGACGUUUGGGUCGUUCGCUGAGCAGCAGUCAGUUUGGUACCCUUAACCUUAAGCUUUUUAAAGUUCGAAAUCUCUCAUUUGGACCAGCCGGUGAACGCAGUCAUGGACGUACAGAACCAGAACCCGGAGCUCGUUCCUCAGCAUUUAUCUCCCAGCAGCAGGUUUUUCUCGCAUACAGACGGAGACACCGACCCCCGGAUGGGCUGUGCCUCCGGAACCAUCAUUCCCAACCGGAUCUUUGUCGGAGGAAUUGACCACAAGGUGACGGAGAACCACCUGCACCACAUCUUCUCUCAUUAUGGGACGGUGACGGAGGUGAAGAUCGUCACCUACCGCUCGGGGAUGUCGAAAGGAUACGGUUUUGUCACGUUUGAAGCUCCAGAAGAUGUUGAGAACAUCCUCAGCAAAGCUAACCAGAUCUGCUUCAGAAACAAGAAGCUCUGCAUCAGCCAGGCUGUCCAAAAGUACCAAGUUCCAGGACCGGCUUUGUUUGUGAACGUCCAUGAACCCUUCAUCCACCACAACACGUCCUGUGAGACCCUCUACCUGACAACACCUACAGGCUUCCCCUAUACCUUCCAUAAUGGAGUGGCCUACUUCAACUGUCCCACCAUGAACCAAGCAGCUCAUCACUGCCCUCAUCCUCAGAGCUUCCCUCAGCACCUCCAGUGGAAUGCUUUUCAGGUGCAGGCGCCCUCCACCGCCGUGCUCCACUCCCCAGAGUUCCUCUACCCGCUGGCCGAUGCAGCCUCCUUCCUGCCCUACCUGCCCGUCACGGAGAAUGCAGCUGCGCUGUUCCUAGAACCGACUGUGUCUCCGGUUUAUCAGGGAAGCUCAGCUCUGGUUCUGCAGCAUGACCCGGUCAAGAGUCACAUGCUGCCACCCCCUCGAGGUCACCGGAGGUCAAAAUACAGACGCUUCAUACCCCCCAAGAACUACUUCAACCCACUGGAGUCCUCUAACCUCUACUCUGCUCCUUAUCAUCUUCUGUAGCCAGGAAGGAAGCCCCGUCCACUUGUGGCCCCCCAGGAACUCCUGGGUUUUCUGCUCCUCACCGUGUAGAUUCUCCUAAACUCCCGUCAUGCUGGAGCAGGAAGGAUCCAGUGAUGGAAGCUGGUUUCUGGUUCUGAUCGAUGAGCCCGGAACAGGUUCUGGGUCCAGAUCUUUUGGGAUCCCUCUAAAAAAACAUGUUUCUUUCUGUGUUUUAAAACAUGAAGUCUGUGCUGUGUUUGAUCUGUUUGUAGUGACGCCAUAGUUUGUAAAGCAUCAGAAACACUUACUAAGCAUUUCUAUGUGUGGAGGCGGAGCUUGUCACAGAGCAGCAGAUCAGAACUCUGAUGGUUUUUGUGCAGAAACAUGAUGGAGUGUAAGUUCCUGUACACUCCAAACCUCUCCGUGUUUUCACGCCGUUUUUUUUCUCUAUGGUUGAAGGUCAGAAAGUCCUUUAGAUCAUCUGACCUUCUGUGUUUUUACUGUUGUUUUCUGAAGUUUUGUGAUCAAAAUAUGUUUGAUCUUACAAGGAAAUAAACCUUUCUGUUGGGUCAGUC